This is a messenger RNA of Psylliodes chrysocephalus, 595 nucleotides long. Lineage: Eukaryota; Metazoa; Arthropoda; Insecta; Coleoptera; Chrysomelidae. The record is from the annotation of a GenBank genome assembly.
AUGUCAAUAACCCUGCCGACAAACGCGGUAAAGUUAAAAAAAAAAUAGACAAUUGCCUGAAGAGGUUAAAAAAUCCGUACGUCAACAUAUUAGGUUGUUAGUACCAUCUACUUUAAAUAUAGCAAAAAUGUAUGAUCUUUACAAAGAGUUUUGUGAAAGUAAUAACAUCUCAUAUAUUGCAAGUUCUGAAGUAUACCGGCAAAUAUUUACCUGUGAAUUUAACAUAUUGUUUCUGGUACCAAGAAAAUACCAGUGUGAUGUUUGUAACAAAUAUGAACCUACUUCAGCUGAUCAAAAAACCGAACUACAAGAUGAGUAUUUAGCUCGAGAAUAUAAAAAUAAAGAAAAAGGAAAAAAUGACAAGGAGUUCUGUGUAGCUGUAUUUGACCUUGAACAAAUCUUGUCUGUACCAAAAUCGGAAGUCGGUCUUGCUUAUUACAAAUUGAAGUUAUCCACAUACAACUUUACUAUUUUUAAUUUGGCUUCGAAAGAAUGUAGUUGUUACAUGUGGCAUGAGGUAAUCGCUAAGAAAGAUGCAUCAGAAAUAGGAAGCUGCCUUAUAUUAUUUAUAUAUGACCAAGUAAAAACGGCAUAA